Molecule: messenger RNA, 3933 nt
Organism: Formica exsecta
Lineage: Eukaryota; Metazoa; Arthropoda; Insecta; Hymenoptera; Formicidae
Exons: 4
Coding region: 452-3250 (932 amino acids)
Source: RefSeq, a predicted model, not a curated record
CCGGCCCAUGAUGAUAAGAAAGUGUUAAACACUGGCAAGGCCGGUGAAAUAUCAAAGCUUUAUCGUAUCGACACCGAUGCGAUUUUUCACAAGUAUUUUAGGACGGCCUAUUUGUCGAUAUCCGAUAGUAAGCCGUUGAUUAAAAACUGCGAUAACGCCCGAGAUAGCUAUUUAUCGACAUCACCACCCCGCGAGAGAACUACUGUCUCACCGGUCAUCAACGUGUUCUUACGCAUGCACACAUAAUGCCGUUUUCUCGCUAUCGCUGACCUUGAAAUUAAGAUGAGAAAGUGUUGGUAUAAUGAAUCUAAGUGAUCUAUAGUGAAUCUGAGUGGUGUACACAGUGCGCACCAAUUAUUAAGUUGCUGAAGACGCGCUUCUCACGUGGAGACACUCGCCACGUGGCCGUCUCUAGAGUGCACUUUGUUCUAUUAUUGUGUGAAAAAAAAAAAUGGGAAUCUGGAAAUCAAAACCAGUUAAACCACCUAACAAACCCUGCAAACAGAUAGAUGAGAAUGAAGAUGUGGAAUUGAAGCUAUUGAGGAGAACCAUCGCAAGAGAUCCUGAUAGUUUUAUUUUAAACAAUCUCAUGAUGUGUGUGCAGUUCUUUGAGAAUUACGAGGAAGAUAUAAAUCAAAUUAAGGAAACUUUGGCAUCGUCCUAUGAAGCUAAAUUAAAUAAAAUACUGCCACCUCAAAAGCAUGUUUUAUUACCGGACAUUCUUCAGGAAUAUAUCGCGCACAAUAUCAUUUUCACUUCGAAGAGGCAGACCGGCGAUCUUAUUGCCGAACCACUGCAACCCGUUCGCAUAUAUAUUGUAUACAAUAAUAUCGAAAUUACAGAACAGCAAUAUCAACCAGAGUACAGUAGCCUGAACAAUGGGAUUACGUAUAAUAUGAUGGUGCAAUCGAGUGAAAUUCCAGGGUACAUACGAUUACGAUGUCUCGAUGAAACGCCAUAUCCGAGGAAUUUUAGCAAUGAUGAUGAAACAUAUGAUGAGAGCGACAACGAGAGCGUUUACAGUCGUAAUUCAAACAUGAUGUUGAUGAAGAAAAAAGAUCUUCAGACCUCUACUUUUAAUAGUAGAUAUUUCUCCAAUUUACACAAUGAUGAAACGAUAUAUGAAGAUCAAGUAUCUCUCUCGCAUGAAAAUAUUUACAGAACUUCAUCCAAUCACAUCAAAACCGAGUCUAACUGUGAGCACAUAUCUUCGGUGCAGAACCAAAGAAGUCACAGCAAGAAAAUGUGGUCGAAUAGCGAAUUGGAGAUCAGGAAAGAAAGUUACCAACAACCUGACUCUACGAAACCAGUGAAACCAAAAGUCUUCAGACCACCAAGCAGCUUGAGUUCCGGCUACGAUAGCGAAGGGAGCUAUCACACUGUGUCUUCUAAUGCAAAGGCUAGACGUAACAUGAAGCAUAAUAAGAUGAACGCGCCAAGCAAGACAUAUCCCAACUCGAUGAUCCCGCCGCAAUGCUUCAAGGAAGUCAAGAUCAAUAACAAAGGCAAUAUUUACAGAAUAGGAGAGAAAACAAAGCAACUACAAAAUAACAAGCAGCUUCGCCUCAGGAUAGCCGAGAGGCAGUAUGACUGCAAAGCCUUCUACACUAGCAGUGAGAUGUUUAUGAACCAUUUUGUUGACUUCUUUGUAAAUCAGCUGGCCGAGCUGCUAGGUUUUAAACCAAACGAUCAAAAUUACGUGGAAAAUUCGGUUAUCCACUGCGAUAAAAUGAUAGAAUCGCACAGCCACAAACUGCGUAGGAUCGAAUCCUACGAAAUCACGCCGACGAUAUGGCUGCAAUGGCCGGAAUCCGCUCUGGAAUGGUUAGAUCGACCGAGAAGCACGUGGCCUAAUUACAACGAUAUCGGCAAGGUGAAGGAUUUUGGUUGUUAUGUGGUACCCGAAAAUUCUCUACCAAACAAGAGAGAUCUUUUAUCGAGACAUAAAAAUGUCAAAAAGAAUAUACAUCAGGAAAUCGAAUGGCAGCUGACGUUUCCAGCCGCGGAACGUUAUCUGGAGACUUGCAUGACCCGCUCGCAAGUACAAGUGUACUUGAUCGCGCUGAUGCUUCAUAAAACAUUCUUAAGGCCAGUCCUGGAUACUAUGCAUGGUCUGACGACUUCUCAUAUUAGAAACAAGCUAUUCUGGUUGAUUGAAGAAGACGACCGACCCUCGCAGUGGCCUGACAAUCGGACCGGUGAGUGUCUAAACAAGCUGCUGAUCAGUCUUUAUCGCUGCAUCAGCCAAAACGAGCCGACCAUGCCUGACUAUUUUGUCCGUGACAAAAACAUGUUUAGCAAAGUGUCGUGCGACUAUUUGUUGCGCAGCCAGAAACAACUAAAGAGGAUAAUUGAGAAUCCUAUUAUGUACGUGUUCCAUGCAAUGGAGAACAUCAAGCAUAGUAACAAAUUCUUUCCACGAUUGGACUUUGCGAAGCUAUUCAAGAUACUGACAGUUCAACCGUGGUUAGCUGUAGUUAACCCGGCCAUAGACAUGCCGAGAACAACCGAAGAGUCCCAUAGGGAAGAGAUUUACAAUAGAUCUGGUGGAUUCUGGGACACCGCUCGAAUGAAGGAUCAGCAAAACUAUAGUACGCGAGUAAUUACGAGUAAAACGCUUAUCACCCCACGCAAGGCCACGGACUUUAUCGUCGAAAUCUCGGAACGCUGUGCCAAGUUGGAAGGUUUAAGGUUGGCUGCUCUGUUGGAUUUCUUUGUUAGACAUUUUAUAAAAAUGGCCGAAUGCUGUCAUAGGUAUAGGUCUUAUCAUCAGAAAGAGGUUUAUCUCGAUCAAGCCGAUCGACUCUCGAUUAUCCUAUCGGACCUGACCAGAUACAAGAACGACGCUAAAGCUUAUCGCGACAAGAUCCACGCUUUAAGAAUGAAAGCGGCGACGAAUUCAACGAAAUUACCAAACGAGCCGCCGGAGACACCCAAGAGGAAUGCAGAGCCUAUAUUCGUCAGUACUUUAAAAGAUCGUUACAGGCCAAAAGAUGAACAACCACAAUCUAGCCAUGAAUAUAUGGAGGAAUACACAGAUAAGAUCACGAAAGAAAUCACUCAUGAAGUACGGUUUAAAGAUGAGAAAAACGUGGAGGAAAAUAUAAAAAUUGCAAACGUUACAACGAGCGAAGAAGAUUCUUAUACGUCGAGAAAACCUGUAUCGAAGAAUCAAAGUGACGAGUCGACCUCAGAUACAAUUCAAAGAGUAGUCUCUCUAACGGAUUAUUUAAGCGAAACAUCUAUAUGAUAUAUGUUUUUAUUAAGCUCAGGGUGUAUAUGAAAACUAUUGAAAAGACAAAUGUUAGUAUUCAAUGUUUAAGGCGGGUCCCCUGAUUAAAAUAAUAUUCAUUAUUAUAUUUCGAAAGUGAUUGAUAAUCAAUUUAGUAAGUAUUCGAGGAAGACUGAGCGUGCGUAUAGCCUUGCAAACUGUUGAUAUUCGAUCAUUGCGUUAUAUGCAAAAGCGAACAGAGUGAUUACUAAUAGUUAAAAUAAUUUAUAAAAAUACCUAAUUGCUACGACACAGUUAGAUUUGAGUCACUUUUGUAAGAUAAUACUGUUAUUAUAAUAUGGAAUAUAACUUGUAAAGUAGAUUGUAUGUGUGAGUUAUUAGAUUAGACAUUUCAAACAAAUUUUUUAUUAAGAAGUAUUCUAAUUUUAGAAAAAUUGUUUUAUAUCUUGUAAUACGUAUCUUUCAUUUUUUUCCCAUUUUUUCCAUUUUUUUUUUUUGAUAUUUUAUGUCUCUUGCGAAUAAAAAUCACCGACAAAUUUCAAAACAAUAUCAUAAUGUUUUAUAUUUUUCAUUAUCGUUAAUCUCAUUAUUUUUGUCGAUUUAUGUUAUGUGUGCUUUAUUAUUGCGAUUAAAUAUAUAUGAUAUCUCUUCAAUAAAAUAUUUAUGCUAUGAAAUCGAGAGAAAAGUAAAUCUAUUAUAUC